Molecule: messenger RNA, 1328 nt
Organism: Thamnophis elegans (Western terrestrial garter snake)
Lineage: Eukaryota; Metazoa; Chordata; Lepidosauria; Squamata; Natricidae
Product: histone H3.3A
Exons: 4
Coding region: 179-589 (136 amino acids)
Cellular component (GO): nucleosome
Molecular function (GO): protein heterodimerization activity; structural constituent of chromatin; DNA binding
Source: RefSeq, a predicted model, not a curated record
UGGUUAAAAAGCCUGGCCUUGGAACCCGCCAUUUUCUGUGGGGGCAGGCGGGAAAGGCGGGAAGUCGGCGAGGAGGCAGCGCGAGCGCGGCCGCGACACGACUCACGGCGCCCAACGGUCGCAGAAGCGCGAGGCGGACGAGCUGAGCAGACGUCUUGCAUCCUGAGAAACUUCCAGAAUGGCCCGUACCAAGCAGACUGCCCGUAAAUCCACUGGUGGGAAAGCGCCACGAAAGCAGCUGGCCACGAAAGCUGCUCGAAAAAGUGCACCAUCGACCGGUGGAGUGAAAAAACCUCACCGUUACAGGCCUGGCACUGUGGCCCUGCGAGAAAUCCGGCGGUAUCAAAAAUCCACAGAGUUGCUGAUCCGGAAGCUGCCCUUCCAGCGCCUGGUCCGUGAAAUUGCUCAGGAUUUCAAGACGGACUUGCGGUUCCAGAGUGCCGCCAUCGGGGCUUUGCAGGAAGCCAGCGAGGCCUACCUCGUGGGCCUGUUUGAGGAUACCAACUUGUGUGCCAUCCAUGCCAAGCGGGUCACUAUAAUGCCAAAAGACAUACAGCUGGCCCGCCGCAUCCGGGGUGAACGUGCUUAAGUUCCCGCUCCCCUUCCAACACUUAAACCCCCUUUUCUUGGCAGCCCUACCCUGCUUGUGUAUUAGAAUACACUCCAGGUUUUCCUUCUCCCCCUCCCCUCUCUUUCUCUCUCUCUCUCUCUCUCUUGCCCUCUCCCCCCCAACCCCCCAAAUAUUCCUGUUUGUAGUAGCUAGGACAUGUGAAGAAAUGUUAGAUAAUCUAUCAUAGUAGCUCUCCAAGGUUCAGGAGGUCUGAUUGCUGUUCAUCAUGUACAAGCAAAAAAAAAAAAAAAUCCAGAAAGAAAUCAAAACCUUUGAAAUCUGCAAGACGUCUGGAUAAUGUUCUUUUGUAAAACUUUUUUGUUUGUUUCCAGAAUUGCAAAAAAAAAUACAGAAGAAAAAAAAAAGAAAAAAAAAUCCGAACCCAACAAAGGGGGGACACUUUUGAAACGAUCCGGUUUUAUAUACGAAACUUUAAAAAAAAAUAUAUAGGGAGUAGGCGUUUCAAGCGAUAUAAAGAGGGUUUUUUUUUUUUUUGGUCUUGAGUUUGUAGAAAGUGUUUUUGCAAAACACUAUACACACUUUUUGUUUUACCGUGUGGAGUUUUUGUUUUUUCCCUUCUUUGUAUUUAGACAAGGAGUGCUUUCUUUUAAUUUUUUUCCUCUUUUCCAUUUGUCUUGUGUCUGUGACUCUUAACCUUUGUAUCAAUAGGGAACCACCUUGAAGACAGUAAGGAAACAAAAUAAAUGUUGAAUGAAAA